Vespula vulgaris is the source of this 9089-nucleotide messenger RNA. Its product is annotated as constitutive coactivator of PPAR-gamma-like protein 1 homolog. The record is from RefSeq and is a predicted model, not a curated record. Gene Ontology annotation, cellular component: nucleus. Bases 480 to 3428 code for a protein of 982 amino acids. Lineage: Eukaryota; Metazoa; Arthropoda; Insecta; Hymenoptera; Vespidae. The transcript has 16 exons.
AUAAAUUCGUAAUGAAAAACGGUAUGCGAUGAGGAAAAUAAGAGAUUUUCAAAUGAUGUUACGGAAUCAACUUCCGGCCGCCAUCUUUCGACUCGAUUCGAAGCACCAAUCUUAUUUGAGCAUUCUCAUGGAAUCGGGACGUAGAGCGUAAGACAUAGGAGCGCGGUCAAGUGCUCAUUUCCGUUUUCGAAUCCUACGUCACCUACUCUGAAAGCCCGUGUGUUUUGUGUUUCUUUGGGGCCAUGAUGAUUCUCGCUAAUUUAACGUUCAAACUGUUGAAUUUGAAACUACACUUCUUGAAGUCAUAAAACUAUUAACAAAUUUAAAAAUUCGAUUUAAAUUGGAACAGCUAUUAUUAUAAUAUAAGUAGAUACAAAAAAAAAACAGUAAUAUUACUAUAUACAAAAAACAUAUACAACAAGUAGUAAACAAUACACUAAACUUAUUACCAUAAAGAGAAGAAAUAAUAUCUUUGAAAGAUGGGUAUUCAAGACUUGCAAGCUUUUCUGGAUAGUAAUUGUAUACCAGGUGGAUCUGUAUCGGUAGAUUUAUUAAAAAUAGCACGUACCGUUACUCAGCGACAGCGCAAUCGUCUUUCUAAAGUUCUAUCACCACAUUCAACUACAAAGCUAAGAUUAGUCCUUGAUGGAGAAUGUUGUUUAGAUAGACUUUAUGGCGGCUAUUUUUCAGAUUGGGCUUGCGGAGGCCAGUGGAACCGUAUGGUACAAUUUCUAGCAGUGCUUAUACAAGCAACAGAAAUGUCAGGUUUAGAAUUAGCUGUCUUUUUUAAUGGUUGUUUUGAAGCUUCUCGUCGUGCAGACUGGGUUCAAAAUCAGUUGCAAGUGAGAAUUAAAGUAAAUAAUGUCAUCAAACAUAUUACAACCAAAGGAACUCCACCACCAAAGAUUUGGUGGACACCACCUGUAUGUUUAAGAACCAGUUUACGUAUGGCACUUAGAUAUUUUAAUGUUGCAGUUUUAUGCAGUAUGGAUGAUCAUCAUCAAGAAGUCAUUGCUUAUUGCCGGGAAAAUAAUUUUAAUGGUUUAAUAGCCGAUGAUGCUGAGUAUGCUGCAUUUGAUCCACCUAGAUACUUCUCUUCAGAACAAUUAAAACUUACAUAUAAGGGUUCCCUUGAUACAAAAGAAUAUAUAAUUCCUGAACUUUUAAAAGCCUUAAAUAUCCCAGCAGAUAGACUAUGCUUAUUGGCAGCAUUACUUGGGAAUUAUAUCUUAACGGAAAAUAAUCUCCUUGACUUCUAUAAAAAAUUAAAUAUAAAUACGAACACUAAUAAGACUAGUAUUGAACAAAUGAUAAAAACAAUUGCUAAUUUUGUUAGAGAACUUCCAUCUGUUGAGUUAGAUGUAGUAUCGCAGAAAGUAUUUGGAUCUCUAUCUGAUCCAAGGUGUUCCAAAUUAAGGCAAUCUGUACAAUACUACAUUAAUGGUACAAAAGAAGGAUUUUUACAUUAUAAGCCUGUAAAACCAACUAAAGCUCAUAAGAUAGAUUCCAAGCAAAAUUUGCAAACGCAGUCAAAUUUAUCUGAUGGACCAUCAACUUCAGAGGGUGAUAGUAGUUUAGAAACUUCUAGAUUUGCUUCUGAAACAUUAGAAAGUGAACGUGAAAGCUUAAAUGCGUACAAGCAAGCGACAGCAAAUGCAAAGUCAGCACCACAGAUAGUGAUAGAUCCACCUGGUAUCCAAGGACAUGGAGAUGCUGACAAUGCUAGAUCUGAGGAGGAACAAAGUAAUGGUCAUGCUAUAAAUGGCACCCAUAAUCUUUUAAUAAGUUCAUCAAGUUCAAGUAGCAGUUCCUCUGCUACAUCUCCAUCGCAUGCUACGACGGAUUCAACAAAACAAAUAGAAAAAACAACUACUAGUAUUCCUAGUACAGUACCAGAAGUUAUGCGUACUGCUUCUGAAAGACAUCAAAAAGGUCUAAUGUCUCCUCACAUAUAUCAAAUUCUUAUAGCUGGUGAAAUUAAAUUGCCAGUUCUUUUAGAGGAUGAAAAUCACAGAGAAUUUCCCUCUAUUCAUUUGAUUUAUAGACCAGUAAGACAAAUGGUAUAUGCAAUUCUUUUUAAUUUACACCAUCGGAUGUAUUUAGCAACUAAAAGUAAAGAGAAAGGUGAUAGUGAAAAAAUUGAAGUACCGGACGUGAUAAUAAAGGAAUGGGUAUGGUCAAAGUCGAAUCCAUAUCAAACUCCAGAAUUAGUAAAAGCAGAACAAAUUGGUUGGGGUGUUCCGACGAUCCAACGUUUGUGGUUUGGCACAGGAAUAGAUGACAAACGUCGCCGAUUAAGAGGAUUUUUGACUUGCAUGAGGUCAGAUACACCUCUUAUGUUAAAUACAGCUUAUGUACCUCAACAUUUUUUAGUUAUGGCUUGUGUUUUACGAUACGUUAUGUCUUUCUCUGAUAAAAUAAAAAUUUUGCGUCGUCAAGAAUUAGAUGCUUUUAUUGCACAGGCCUUUUCUCCAGAAUUAAUGAAUGCUCAAUAUUUGCAGGAUUUACAGCUUCCUUUAGUAACUUCCCGUGGUGUUCAACUUGCAAGUUUAUUUAUGGCAGGCGUGGAAACUGCUCUUUUAGCAAAUGAUGCUUGCGGCGCUCCAAUACCUUGGUUAAUGUGCUGUCCUUGGUUAUAUUUUGACGGAAAACUAUUUCACCAUACAUUAGCACGAGCUACUAUUGCAAAAAAUUUAUUGGAAUUGUGCAGUGGUCACAUAGAACGUGUUGUAAAAGUUGAAAGAAUGAGAAAGGCUGUACUUGAAGGGAUCAAUGUCGUGUUUGCACGACCACCAAUGCCUAUUGCACCAGGCAUUCGUGUAUCAGUACCUCAGAAUAUUCUACCAGCUGGCUGUACGAUUAAUGAAGGAUUAAUUCGUGGACGAGGUAAUGGUACAUUGCCACAACGUGGUCUAAUGCGUCGCCCUAUACCUUCGCGCGGAGGACAAUUGGAGAUUGCUGGUGUUGUUGUUGGUCAAUGGGGUCCCAAUUAUGGUCAACCUGGUCGAUUGCCACAACCUAUGCAAGGACAUCCUCGAGGACGACUUCCACCUCAGGUUACUUCAAUAGGUGGUUUGAAGUAUGGUUUACCCCGUGCAUUCAAUCCAAUGGGAAGGCCAACUUUUCCAACACGCGGGAAUAAUCGUACGCAAAUAGCUGGACGUGGAAAGAAGACUCAGAUGAAGGCAACCAGUAAGAAAAAAACUACUAUAAAGAAGACUAAAGAGUGUGAUAAGAAGGAUAGCAAAGGACGAGGUAUUAAUGUGGACGGACUAAAUGAUUAUAUAGAUCCUGUAACAAGUAUUAAUACAACAAAAGAAGUACUGCCAGUGCCUGGUCAAUUUGAUGAUGCUGUAGAAAAUGGUAAAACUGUCGAAAAGGGCCAGGGAGAUGCGCCACUUCCUACACAGGUAGUGGCUGAAAAUUAGGUAUUUAUAAUAACCACUUUUUCAUGGACUUUAGACACUCCCGGAUGCGACUGAAGACUGCAAUAUCCAUAUAUUCAAUCGGCAAUUGUGCACUGCGAACUUUUGAAAAACUAAUAAUAUUUACUUAUAAUGAUAUUUCUAUGUAUUUUGAAAAAGUAUUUUAUAGUCGUACUCUGUAAAUUUAAUUUGAAUUACAAAGAGAUUAGUAUAAUUAUUGCAAUAUAAGAAUACAUUUUUUUUUAUUUUAUUUUGUUUUGUUUUGUUUUUUGUUCUGUUUUGUUUAUUUUUAAAUGUAUAGAAUCUCUCAAUUGUAUAAGAAAGUUAACGAUACGGUAAUUUAAAAAGUGACUUUAUUACUCAAGAAUUCUCAUAUUCAGUGAGAAUCAUAUAUUCAUUAUAUCAAGUAUCCAGUGCACAAUAGCUCGGUGUAUCUAUCUAAAGCUCUAAUGGGGCCAAAUUAUUUAACUAAUGUAAGUGACAAGACGUCUUUUUAAGGCGUCUCAAAGAGAUAUAGAAGAUGGCAUAAAGAAUAACCAAUUUUUGACAUAUACUAUAUGAUGUCCUCACUGCCAAACAUACCACUCUAUGUAAGAUAGAAGAAAAAAAUCGUGCUUGUGCUAACGAGCAUCUUUGCUCGCAAUACCAUGGGAUGAUGAACUCGACUGAUUAGUGUAUGCGUGCGCUAAUUUUACUACUGAGAACAAGUUGUCAGCUGCUAAGUAUUUAAUUCUUAAGAAGUGUGAUUAUUUUUUUUACAAUGAAAAUAUAUAUUUUCCGGUAUUAUAUGAAAUGCUUGCUUUAAUGAUCUCAGUAACCUAGCCUUUGAUAAGCCUCUAAAUGAAUUUAAAUUUAAUGAAGGAUAUAUCACGAGAUGGUUUAUUGACUUUUAUAAGUAAAUAGAAAUAAAAGGUAUAGGAUACUGAGAUGAUUGUUUGCACAUGGAGACUGAUGCUUUUCAUAUAGGUAAAAUAUAUAUUUAUAUAUGAUUUAGAUUAGAUUCCCAUAGCGUAUUAUACGUAAGUUGUGAAUGUGAGAUGUAUGAAUGUGGACAUAUACUUACGUAGAAAAGAGAUUUAUGAAUGCGAUAUUUAUGAUAGCGUUGGGGGAAAGUGUGGGAGAAUGAUGUAUAUAAGUGGGGGAUGUUAGGUCAUUGCAUAUAUACGUGUAUAUAUUUAUAUAUAUAUAAAAUAUAAGUCUCUAUAUAUGUGCACAGGAUGCAUAUAUAUAUAAAUAUACACACAUUAUAUAUACGUUUAUAUGCAAUCAAAAUUAUAUAUUUACUUGCUGUUGCAUUGGAACUUAUAUGAUUGAACGUACUCUAUUAAAUUGGAACGUUAAAUGUAAUAGUUUUUCUAUUACAAGUAUGUAGCUUUUAAGCUGGUUAUUAAUUGUAAACGAACGAGUUUUUUCAAGAGAUUAAUAAUAUUAUAAAACACGCUUUAUAUCUUUAGAAGAUAUGUUGCAUUAUAAAGAAAAAAAAAAGAGCAAUGAAUUGCUUUAUAUUGGUGACGUUUUUUGAAUGACAUAAUUUUCUUUCUUUCUUUCUUUUUUUUUUUUUUUUUUUUUUUUGGGAAAAAGAAAAAAGAAAAAAAAUAAAUUUUCAAUGAAGUUUUCUUUCGCCCCUUUAUAUUAAUUUUUAUUAAGUGUUUGGACACACAAAGCUCAUUAAACAAUGAUUAAUUACUAUGCAAAAUUAUACGAGUGCCGCUUGUUGCUGUUAAAAUAAAAAAAAGUUGUACUUGAGGUAGAAAAAUCAAUCGGAUAGUAUCACAUAGCCCAAGUACAAAAAUCCUACACAUCUAUUGUCCUCCACACAUUUACUAUAUUUAAUGAAAUAUAUCAUUUAAUUGUACAUAUGAAUAGUUAUACUAGAAGUAAUUGUGCGAUCAAUGUGGUGUACAUACAAAAUCCAGUUGCAUGUGCUUAUCAUGCACUGAGUUAGAGAACAUGAUUAUGUUAUAAAUAUAUUUAUGAGUAGAAUAGUCAAAAAGAGGGACAUUCUACCAAAGAGCAGUGUUUAAGAUGUGUUCUUUUAUCAAUAAUGAAAGAAUGGUAAGAAACAAGACAGCACGACAAAACACGAUUAUUAAAUAAGGUGAGGCAAAAAGAUGUGUGUCUAAGUGCAGAGAGAUAAUUAAAGCGAGUAAGAAAAACCAUUUAUUGAGAUAAUAUAAGAAGAGACGAUAAAAUAAAAUGUUAUAUUUUUGUAGAUUUGUUAUUGCGUAAAAUGCAUUAAGACAAUGAGAAACUUUAUAUAAUUUGAAUAGAAUGACAGGGAGAGAGAGAGAGAGAGAGAGAGAAAGAAAGAGAAAGAAAAAGAGAGAGAGAGAGAGAGAGAGAGAGAGAGAGAGAGAGAGAGGAUUGAUGAGCCUGUGGGAUAAAAUAAGUAAGAUCUGGAAAGAUAGAUGUGUUUAGAAAAAGUGCUUUGGAUGUGCAUAUUUAGAAAUGACAUCCAUAAGUAAGCAUUGCCGAAAAAAUCCCAUAUUCUCCUAUAUCUCUAACUGUUUAAUUCUGAUUUUUGGACAGCUUAUAGGGAUAAGAGAGAGAAUGAAUAACAGAAAUGAAUUAUUAUACCAUGUCAGCUUCAACGUGCGCUGAGCAUCUGCGAAUAAUUAACAGUUUUUCCGAUGCAUUUGGAAUGGCACACACUUGCUUGAUUAUUAACUAAUAAAUGCGUUUAUAGGUAUAUUUUACGACAUAUAAAAUCUUACAGUUUCCAUUAGCUAAUAUUAUUUUACCAUUGCAAUGGUAAUGUAUUGAGACAUAUACAUUACCACAUUGUUUAUCGCGCGUGCGAAUUACAAUUUUUAAAUGAAGAAUAUUAAUCAUUACAAGUGACACGUACUAGAAGCAGACCUUCUGAUCUGACAAACCAAUUUGAGAGUAAAUGCCACUUUACGCUUUCGUAAAGGUAGAUGAUUUUCUUUCCAAGAAAUCAAUCUCUUGAUACCAGAUACAAAAUGUAAAUGACACAAUGAUAUACACAACAUAAUCAGUUGCUGCUGCACUGAUAUGAGUAUGCAAUAUAAUAACAUGAAAUAAUUUAAUAAAUACGAAGCAAAUGCGGAAAUCCAUAUUGAAUACAACAGAAUAGAAAUGUCGGAAAAAAGAAACUUGCAUAAAAGCAUAAUCAACGUUAAAAACAGGGCGUGUUUAAUGCGUGCCUGCUUUUCGUUGUAUAAGUAGAAAAAGGGGGCCCACAGAAAAUGUCUAUGAUACAACAUACCAUUUAAACGAAAACAAAAAAACAAAAAAAACAUACGAAUAAUCUACUAUAUUUAUGAAGUAACCAUCUAUAAUGACCUUUGAACAUUGUGUGUUGUAAUAACAGAAAAUUAAUUAUACACAAAGUAUAAGACUAACUUGGUAUCUCUGCUAGAGUGACAAAUGCUUUUGAGAAACGGUCGAUGGUACGAAUUACGCGAUUAAUGUCUGCAAUCGAUAUUCAGACGCUUUAAAGUAAGACUCGUAUUUUUUAUGGCUGUUUUCUUCUUACGUUAACAUCAUAUUUUUCUAGCGCAGAUUAUUAUCGAGACAGCCAGUAGGAUUUCACAGAUUAGCUUACUUGUAUCACUAAUAUAAUUAUGCUCUUGAUUCAGAAGAAAACAAUAUUUUUUUUCUUUUUCUUUUUUUUUGUAUUUAUUUUUAUUUUUAUUUUUAUUUAUACUCAGUAGGUCUUUAGAUAUCGUUGAAAAACAAGAAAAAAAAAUGAAAUCAUUUAAUUUUUACUUACUUUAUUAAAUGAUUACCCAAAAAAAAAAAAGAAAUAUUAUUAUCCUAUUUUUCGCGUAUUAUAAUAUAUACACCAUGAUGGGCAUUGAAAUAUUGAUGUUUCUCUUAUUCUCUUAAUUUGCUGUAGGAUUGUAUGAGUAGAGUUGCAAUUUCUAAUUGUAAUUUAAUAAAUAAUAAUGGACAGAGAACAACUUUAAUUAGUAUGUUCCAUUCGUAAAUUUUAAGUUUUCUUAUGUCAUAGUUUUUGCUUACAUAUGCAAUAUUGAGAUAUAAUAAAAUAUAAUAGCGAACACGAUAUACUAUAAUAAAAUAAAAUAAAAAAAAUUAAACACUUAUUGAUGUAGCUGAAAAUGCAUGUGGGCCCCAUCAUUAUAUAUUCUUAUUAAAUAUUACAUAAUGUAUAUUCUGCUAUUAUUUCUCAUAGCUAAAAAAGAUACAUGCGCAUAUGCGAGGUAACAUGUAUGUUUGAUAAUCAUUAGUAUGUUUAUUUUUGUUUUGCUUUUUCUUUGUAUUUAAAAAAUGUAACAAUGUUUAUAUACAUAAGCGCAUGCCGCAAAGUGGUGGAUACAAUGUUUUUUCGAUUAUGCUUGACGCGUAAUAUAAAUUAUGGGGUUUUUGCUGUUUUGGAUUUAUCAAAGAAAACUAUAAAAAGUUAAAAGAUCCUCCUGAAAAAAUAAGCAUGCGCUGCUAUAUUGUUAGUAAUCAAUUAAUUUUAUCUUUAUGGGUCGGUGAGUGGUUUCUGUUUUAUGAAAGCAGUGACACUAAUUUUAUACAUUUAAAUUUGAGUAUGUAAUGUUGAUAUUUGAUGAAUUGCUUGCGUUAUACUUAAAAUAUUAUGUCAUUGCUAAACAGUGUCCCAUAUAAUACUGAGUAGGAUUAUGCUUCAGUGAUGGCAAAUAUAAAUAAUAACAUCGAUUCAGCAAAAGCUACAUUUCAGAAUGAAUUAUUCAUUUCUAACUAUUAAAUAUAUAUUUAAGAAAUAUAUAGUGAUUAUUGCUACAUAGCCGACCCAUUUAGUCUCUUUGCAUUUAUAUAACACAAUAAUAUUGAUGUAUUCUUGUUGAAUUAUUCUAUCUUGUAACUUAAUAUUAUAACAUGUACCCCAUUCAUGUCUAGUGUCAAGCAGAGCUGAUUCUAUGCUUUUGCUAGCCGAAGAACUGAAAAUUAAGUACAGAAAUUUAAGUAAUCACGUUUGUAUGCUGAAAUUCUGAUGCUUUUCUGUAAUUCCAAUUCAAAGGAUAAAGUGAAAUAAGAAUCAGUGCUGACAACACAAGGCAAUUAAAAAUUAUUAUAAAGCUAAAAUCACAUUUACUACUUUAAAAAUGAAUACAUAUUUGGGAAGUAGGAGGUAAUAAUUAUAUAAAUGUAGUGGCAACUCUAUAAUACUACAAAAAAACAAUGUAUACAAUGAUUAUUCGAAAUAUUAAAAUGCAAACGCACUUUGAUGGAUGUUGUAACAAUUUAGAAUAUUCAAAUUACAUUGAUAUUUGCUUUGUAAAUCUGCGCUCUCUGGAGUAUGCCGCUCUGCUAAUCAAGAUUAUAUUUGACGCAUCAAAACAAUUUCUCGAACAAGUAAAUAUUUUUUAUGGCAGAGUGGCUCUCAUCCAUUGGCAGAUAUUUUAAGUUCAUUUCUUUUAAAAAUAUUAACCAUAUAAUUUUCUUGUAUAAUGUAACUACACAACACACACACGCAGAGAAUAGAACGAUAAGAUACAUAGAUCCUCCGUUGGGUUAAAAAAAAGCUUUUCAACAUAAUGUAUGGUUCAAACAUUGAAAAUUGAACCUUCAACAAGUUUUGUAAGAAAGCUCUUAGCACGAGAGGUUCUUGGAUAUGGUUGGCUGACAUUUUCGAAAGUUUAAUGAUUUAUUGAAACGUGUUGUCAUGUCUUGAAUAUAAUUAAAAGAACUAUAAAAAUUCUAUUAAGAACA